Molecule: messenger RNA, 2034 nt
Organism: Tachyglossus aculeatus (Australian echidna)
Lineage: Eukaryota; Metazoa; Chordata; Mammalia; Monotremata; Tachyglossidae
Product: protein FAM71A-like
Cellular component (GO): nucleus
Source: RefSeq, a predicted model, not a curated record
UCCUCCUCCUCCUCCGCCUGCCGACACCGACACCCGGGAAGGAGCCGAAGAAGUCGAGGCGCGGGGGACCGUCCGGCCCGGGGGAAGCCGACAUUGAGUUUUCUUUGAAGAGAAAAGAAAAAAAAACCAUGAGCAAUGAAUCGAUGCUGCCGUACUACACAGCGGCUAGCGGCCGGGCUACAGGCAUGUUCAACACCUCCAUGGGAGAGCUGCAGCGACAACUGUACCAAGGAGAAUACGAUCCCUUCAAAUACGCCCCCAUGUUCGAAAGUGCCUUUAUUCAGAUCAGCAAGAGGGGGGAAGUAAUUGACGUGCACAACCGUGUUCGCAUGGUGACGGUGGGCAUCGCCUCCACCAGUCCCGUUCUUCCUUUGCCGAAUGUCAUGCUCCUGGCCCGGCCCAUCGUAACCUCAGAUGAUCAGCACCCCCCUAGCCGCUUCAAGCAUCGCAAGUCUGCAAAGACCCUGGAGCUCACCAGACUGCUUCCAUUAAAGUUUGUGAAGAUCUCCAUCCAUGACAGUGAUAAGCAGCAACUCCGUCUGAAGCUUGCCAGCGGUCGGUCCUUCUACCUGCAGCUGUGCCCCCCUUCUGAUGCCCGGGAAGACCUCUUUGCCUACUGGGUGAAGCUUAUUUACCUCUUGAGACCUCCCCUGGAGGUGUAUAGCAGCACCCAGGGCGGCCCAGUCGGAGAUACUAUUGAAGUGCCCAUGCUUACCACGGAGGAAAAGAGGAAUGAGGAGAUUAUAGAGCCCUUGUUCGAUUCGCAGGAUGAUUUAAGCUAUGGACCAGGGAAUGAGGAUAGGGUGAGCCUCAGGAGCCUCCACAUGUUCCCAGAGGCCACCCGCAGGGAAGAGGUGCAUGAACUAGAUGUAGUAAGCUCAGAUGCUCCCAGCAUGGCUGGAGAGGAAGGUUCCCUGCAUCAGCCGUUCGAAGAGCCAAGCCAGAAGCGUCCUACCACACUACAAAAGAGCCCUACCCUGAGCAGCCCGAAGGCGGGAAAAGCUGGGAAGCCGAGGCAGGAAACGUGGGCCGAGCCAUCCUCAAGUCUGCUGGGUAGUCCAGGGAGGGGUAUGGGUGAAACACUGCGAUAUGAGAAGUCCUCUGAGCUCCAGCGGAGUGAUGUGUAUAGCCUGGAGGAGGAUGGAGCAAUCAAGAGUCCUUCAUCCUUGAAGAGCCAAGGGUCUGCGAGAGAGAGGGAGAGACCCAUAGUGUCAUCUUUGAAGAGUGACGGCUACAUGAGUGAAAGGGAUGGAAGCCAGAAACGCUCCCCCCAUCUUAGCCAGAGGUUCAGAAGCGACGAACAAUCCGCUGUCUACAGCCAGGGCCCCAAGGGUCAGAAGGAAGCCAGUCAAAAAUCCUCCAGGACGAGUGAGGGGAAAUUAAGCCAGAAGUCUUCCUCUCGUUCGAAACGGAGCCAGAGCCGAGAGGCCAGCCGCAACACCUCUUCCCACAAGGGCAGCAGCCGUAGCCCCUCGGCCCACAAGGGUAGCAGCCGUAGCCCCUCGGCCCGCAAGAGCAGCAGCCACAGUCCCUCGGCCCACAAGAGCAGCAGCCACAGUCCCUCGGCCCACAAGAGCACGAGCCGCGAUCCCUCCUCCAAGGAGUCUAAGAGCUCUCACAAAUCAGGGAAGAGCAAAUCGACAAAAAGUUCAGAUCACCUCAGUAAGAAGCCCAGCAAGAUCGGAUCCUUCAUUCGAUCCUUCUCCAAAAGCAGUCAGCCUUCGAGGAAGGAGAGCCAGCUGUCUAGCCGUGAAAGCAGAAAUCUGAAAAAGGAGAAAUCCAGAAGCCAGAACUAGGACACCAAGACCGAGGAUGUGGGGAGAUUCCAACUGGAGCGGGCACCAGCUAACCUUAGGACCCCGACCGAUGGAAAAUUACAAGAGCUCGGAGUAAAACGUGGGAACUUGGGGAAAAUCACAAGAUUUCCAAGCUGAAGAAUAAAAAUGUGGGAUCACGGGGAAACUUUUAAAGAUCUUAAAGUUUAAAAAUAAAAUACUGGACGCUGUUUAAACCACUUCGCUGUUAGUCGGACCU